AAUAAUAUUAAAAAACUAUCACUAACUGUAAACAUGCGAGUCCAUCAAGGAGGUGAUCCAAUUUCUCAAAAAUUUUCUAAUUUAUUGUUGGAUGUAGGGGGUGGAAAUAUAAACGAUGAAAAUGGAGAAGUAUCUCUGCCUGAUGAAUUAUGUUCAAUAGUACCAUCUAUAGAAGAUUUGAUAGAAAAAGUAUAUCCAGGUAUAAAAGAUAUUAAAAAUAAAGAGGACUCGUGGUUAUCAGAGAGAGCUAUUUUAUGUCCUAAAAAUGAAAUGGUAGUCCGUAUUAAUAAUACUAUAAUAGAUAAGUUUGAUGCAAAUGAGAUGGUUUAUGCAUCAAUCAAUACCACGAUUAAUCCAGAUGACGCAACAAACUAUACUGUUGACUUCUUAAAUUCAAUAAGUGUACCAGGACUUCCAUCGCAUACAAUUAAAUUAAAAAUUGGCGCUCCUAUAAUUUUAUUGAGAAAUUUAAAUCCACCUCAACUUUGUAAUGGUACAAGAUUACGAGUCACAAAAUUACAAAAGAAUGUUAUAGAAGCUACUAUAUUAACUGGAUCAGGAAAGGGUGAAAGUGUAUUCAUUCCUCGCAUACCUCUUAUACCUAAUAAUUUUCCAUUCGAAUUCAAACGCAUUCAAUUUCCUGUCAGUCUUUCUUUUACAAUGACAAUAAACAAAGCUCAAGGACAAACGAUGAGCAUUACUGGAGUAGAUCUUCGAACUCCCUGUUUUUCACAUGGACAACUAUAUGUAUCAUUAUCAAGAGUAAGAUCAAAUAAAAAUGUAUAUGUUUGUGUCAAUGGAGAAAAAACCCGUAAUGUAGUCUAUACUGAAGUACUGAAUUAAUAAAUUAAUAUUUGAAAAAUAUAAACUUCGAUAUAAUAUUAUUUAUAAGUAACACAACUCAUA
Messenger RNA from Microplitis demolitor, 906 nucleotides. RefSeq names its product ATP-dependent DNA helicase PIF6-like. The record is from RefSeq and is a predicted model, not a curated record. Lineage: Eukaryota; Metazoa; Arthropoda; Insecta; Hymenoptera; Braconidae. The transcript has a single exon. Bases 34 to 843 code for a protein of 269 amino acids.